This is a messenger RNA of Danio rerio (zebrafish), 2578 nucleotides long. The record is from RefSeq and is a predicted model, not a curated record. NCBI's taxonomy places the organism in Eukaryota, Metazoa, Chordata, Actinopteri, Cypriniformes, Danionidae.
GUUUGACCUGAGCAUGGUAAUUUUAAUUAGAGUAAGAUAGACAAAACAGAUAGCCUUUUAUUUGAAGAAAAUGAUUGUCUGUUUUUAUACAGUAUAUCUACAGGUCAUGUAAUUUGCUACUGGCAGUCGAGGCUACUAUUUUUAACAUGACCCACAAUCCUGUUCUUUAGAAAGGUCUCUUGGAACAAGCCGGGGAACUUCUUGAGACAUGGUUCGCCCUUUAGAAACUGUUGUUGCUCACUGCUUCAGAUAAUAAUGAGUCGCUAUAGAAAAUCAGGUCCAAGGCUGCACAGGCAUUGCGAGACCUGUUAUAAUCGCCGCUGUAAAGCCUCCAUAGAGGUCUCUGUGUCCUGCAUGGUCAUCAACUGCCGCUUGCUCUGUGGAGCCUCCUUUCACUUAUGUAAAGAGGAUGAACACUCUCUGCUGUGUCCCAAUGAGAAGGUGCCCUGCAUUAAUGCUCACUAUGGCUGCCCUUUCACCAUGUGUCGCUCUCGUCUGGCCAAACAUCUUGAGGUUUGCCCUGCGAGCAUCGUCUGCUGCUCGAUGGAAUGGAACCGCUGGCCCGUCCAGAACCCAGAUGCUCCUUUGUACCCAAACCUUCUGAAAGAGCUCCAUGAGCAGGAGUCACUAGACCUUUCCAUGGCACUAAGAGACCAGAAACAUCUAUGUGCGAGGUUGAAAAUGAGGAACUGCUUUCCAGAGUUGAUGGAGGAACGAGAAGAGGAACCAACUCCAGUGGAGGAGGAGGAGGAUAAAGAGGCAGCAGCAGGAAGAGAGGCUGUACCUAAUGGAAUUUCCAUCAAUGAACAUGAAGGUUCAGUUUUAUUAAAUGGAUCAUCUAAAUCUUGUGAGAAAGCUAUGAAUGAAAACAUGGUCCUCAAUGGUGACAUUGACAAGGAGAAGUACAAUCUAUUUGAGAAGAUGUUCUCCAUGGAAAAGGGGGGUUGCAAGCAGGCAGAGGCAUCAACAACAGAAGAAAAGAAAGGACAAAAGGCUCUUUCUGUCACAAAACCACAAGACGCUUUUAUAGAGCCUAAGAAUGAGGAAACCAAUGCACCCAGUGUGGAUGUCUCCAAAUGUGGACUGGCACCUUGGCAGGAUGGUGUCCUGGAGAGACUCGGGCAGGAGGUAAAACCAAGAGAAUUCAACAUGUACAUAGUGCAUCAUGGGCGCAUGCUGAUCUCCUUUGGUCAGAUGGAUGCUUGCACACCUAGGGAGAGAGAUUUUGUUUAUGGGAGCUUGGAGCCAAUACCAGUCCAGACUCUACGCUCCUUCAAGGUUCCCACUAGUUACAAACAAAAACGCAUUCAACUUAGAGAAUUCAAAGCGAGAGUAAUGACCGAGCACAAGUGUGUUGGCACAUCGGAUGAGUCAACUUUAUCUGAGAAUAAAGAUGGCUGGGAGAUGGAUGAGAUGUUUGCAACCCUACUCUGUUACGCAGAGUCUGAGAUUAGGGGUCAUAAAAUAAGUGAAAUGGUGCCAACAGAUGGGCUUUAUGUUGAUAUCGCAACGCAGACAUAUAAUUUUGCAACAGCUCCCUUUAAAUACAACGCAUCUCUGACUGAAGUAACAGCAGACAUGGAUUUGAAACUUCACCUUGAACUUGAUACAGAAACGGCUACCCUCAGGCACAACAAAUUCACCUCAGCUUUCUCAUUCAUGUGUGGCCAUUUCUUCCGGCGGGAUGAGUUUGCCUCACACUUUAAGAACGUGCACUUGGAUAUUCAGUCUUGUAUGGGUGGUUGGUUUGAGCAGAGAUGCCCACUGGCUUACCUUGGUUGCACCUUCAGCCAAAAAAGAUUACAACCUGCCACACAAAGGGCCAAAGUCUUCUAUAACCGGGACCUCAGUAUCUUCACUCUCACACCUGAGGUUCCUGCGUGUCUCCAGAACAAUUCGCCAAACCUUUCAGAAAAGGCACAUGUCAAAUAUGAAGACUCUCUCAGUAACCUUCCCUUUGAGGUCCUUCACCACAUCGCUUCUUACCUGGACAGUUACACCUUGUCCCAGCUAGCUCUGGUCUCACGAUUGUUCAGGGAUAUAUGUGCCACGCUUCUGCAGGAGAGAGGAAUGGUGGCUUUUAAGUGGCGUAAGAAGUCAUACUCUCACGGAGGAGCCCGAUGGAAACCUACCAUAGUCUGGGAGUUCAGUACUCUUUUUAGUAAAGUGGAGAACUGGUGCAUUGGCGACACACCAUCAAUGGCUGAGCAUCUUCAAAACUGUCCGUUCUACCAAACUGAACUGAAAACUGAGCCUUUUACCCUGACCAAUAUGUCUGAUAUCAAAGGAAAGGGGGGAAACAAUUUGGUUUCUUUGUUUAUGGGACACAAAUGAUAGCAGCGACUGAAUUUUAUAUAUUUAUUGACUGAUGUAUUUAAUGUGGUUCUAAUGUCCACCGGAGAAAGUUACUUUACUAUUAUUUUGUUUGAAAAUAAUAUAAUCAAUAUUGGACUUUGAGCAUUGGUUAUGUUUUCGUGUUAAUGAUAGCAAAACUCAAGCUGCAUGAAUCAUGAACAUGUUAUCCAGUAUUAUUGAAGAUGAUUAAAAGAAUCCAUUGUGCUUGCACAUGUUUACUGUC